Lates calcarifer (barramundi perch) is the source of this 3729-nucleotide messenger RNA. RefSeq names its product sema domain, immunoglobulin domain (Ig), short basic domain, secreted, (semaphorin) 3D (gene sema3d). Gene Ontology annotation, molecular function: chemorepellent activity; semaphorin receptor binding. NCBI's taxonomy places the organism in Eukaryota, Metazoa, Chordata, Actinopteri, Centropomidae. The record is from RefSeq and is a predicted model, not a curated record. Gene Ontology annotation, biological process: axon guidance; positive regulation of cell migration; neural crest cell migration.
UUCCCGGGGCGAGUGGCCACAGAAUAACCAGCCAUCCAACACACCCACACGAACACACGCUCACACAGUGCACCAAGAGUUCAAGAGCGUCCGCGUGCGUUUAACAACAAUUAAGGGGAGUGGAAAUAUCUGGGGGAAGUAUUCAGUUUAUCCUUCCACUUCUCUUUUGAUCGGGACGAGGCUGUGCACGUGUCAUACUUCUAGUUGCUUUUCUUAAAGCGUCGGGCAACUUUCAAUUACGGAGAGAGACGCAGCUGUCUGUCCGCAGCGUGGGCAUGUGCCGUCUGUGAGAGGAGGCGAAGUUAGUGAGCGCAGGCAGCUACAGGUUUUAUUCGACUGGGGAUGGAGCAGGCUGAGGACGGCUGCUGAAAUCACAGGCUGGGGAUGUACCUUUGUGAGCUGUGAGGACUUUGAGAGGACUUUUGCCAGGGUUGCAGAAAAGGACAGAGUGGAAACGGAACAGGACCACUCCACACACCAUGAAGAAAGAGGACUCUGGCAGUGAGAGUCUGAAUGAAGCCGGGGCUCUGCUCUGUAUGUCUGGCAGUAAUUAUGACGGCAGAGGGAAGAGGAUUAAGGUACUAUCCCAUCCUGGGGUCCCAUUAGUGGGAUUGAUGCUGUUGGCCACCCUCCCUUUUGGAGCAAGUAUCAAACAGAGUGUCCCCAGGGUCAAACUCAGCCACAGAGAGCUGCUACAAGCUGGCAGUGUGUCUCUGUUCUUGGGCCCCUCCGAUGGCCUCCACUCCCACUCACUGCUGUUGGAUGAGGAGAGAGGUCGUCUUCUGUUAGGAGCCAGGGAUCACGUCUACCUGCUUGACCCUGACAAUCUGGCCAGAUCCCCCAGAAAGAUUCACUGGCCUGCUUCCCGAGACAGAGUUGAAAUGUGCAACCUGGCGGGCAAAAAUACACAUUUGGAGUGUGCUAACUUUGUCAGGGUGCUCCACAACUACAAUCGCACACAUGUCUAUGCCUGCGGGACAGGAGCCUUCCACCCCAACUGCGCUUUCAUUGAAAUCACAGGGCGCAGAGAGGAUGGAGUGUUCCAACUGCUGUCUAAUACGUUGGAGUCUGGCAGGUUGAAAUGUCCUUUUGAUCCCUUGCAGCCAUUCACCUCAGUCCUCACAGAUCAGUACCUGUACGCGGGCACAUCCUCAGACUUCCUGGGCAAAGACACAACAUUCACACGCUCCCUUGGCCCUCCACCUGACCAGCACUACAUACGCACAGACAUCUCUGAAGACUACUGGAUCAAUGAGGCCAGGUUUAUAUCUGCUCAUCCCAUCGCAGACACCUACAACCCAGAUGAUGAUAAAAUAUACUUUUUCUUCCGCGAGGUAUCGUGGGAAGGAAAUGACAAGAGCAUCCUGUCCAGAGUGGCUCGUGUGUGCAAGAAUGAUGUGGGUGGGCUGAGGAGUCUGACCAAUAAAUGGACCACCUUCCUCAAAGCCAGGCUCGUGUGUUCCAUCCCCGGACCAGAUGGAGUGGACACACACUUUGAUGAGCUCCAGGACAUCUUUCUGCUCCCCACGAGGGAUGACAAAAACCCCAAAGUAUAUGCAGUCUUCACCACCUCCAGCUCCAUUUUCCGUGGCUCAGCAGUGUGUGUGUACAGCAUGGUGGACAUAAGGGCCGCGUUUAACGGACCUUAUGCUCACAAAGAGGGGCCUGACCACCGAUGGGUUGAAUAUGAGGGGAGGAUACCGUAUCCACGUCCUGGAACGUGUCCCAGUAAGACAUAUGAUCCAAGGAUCAAGACCACCAAAGACUUCCCAGAUGAGGUUAUCAGUUUCAUUCGAUUCCACCCUCUGAUGUAUCGCUCUGUCUACCCUCUGACUGGUCAGCCUGUGUUCACACGUGUCCGAGUGGACUACACCUUGACUCAGAUUGUGGUGGACAGAGUUUUAGCAGAAGAUGGACACUAUGAGGUCAUGUUCCUGGGAACAGAUGCUGGCUCAGUUCUGAAGGUGGUGAGCAUCACUCAAGACAAUUCUCAACAGAGGUCAACAGAGGAAGUGGUGCUUGAAGAACUUCAAGUUUUCCAGGUUCCCACACCCAUCCUCAGUAUGGAGAUGUCUUCUAAACAGCAACAGCUCUACGUGGGUUCAAGCGAGGGGCUGGCACAGGUUUCGCUCAGUAGAUGUCACCUGUACGGCCAAGCCUGUGCUGAAUGCUGCCUAGCACGGGACCCCUACUGCGCCUGGGAUGGACACACAUGCUCACGAUACAUCCCUGCAUCUAAGAGGCGAGCCAGGAGACAAGACAUCAAGCAUGGAGACCCUGCUAGCCAGUGCUGGGACACAAUGGACAGUCUUGGCGGGGGACGGGUGGAGGAAAGGGUUCUCUUUGGGGUGCAAAGCAACUCCACCUUCCUCGAGUGUAUCCCCAAAUCUCAACAGGCCCAGAUCCGGUGGUAUAUACAGAGACCUGGAUCUGAACGCAGGGAGGAGGUCAGGUUGGACGAUCGCGUUGUACACACCGAUCGAGGACUCCUGAUUCGCUCCCUCCAUGCCUCUGAUGCUGGGAUAUAUGUCUGCGUAGCUCAAGAGCACACGCACUUCACCCACACCCUCCUUCGCCUCACACUACAACUUGUCACACAGGGCCAGCUGGACGGAAAGCCCAAGCAAAGCGAAGACCCCGCGGUAGACGUACGGCACGGCGCAGAGUCACGUCAGCGAUAUAAAGACUACCUGAGAGUGAUGAGCUCUCCUUUCAGCUCUCUGGAGGAGUACUGCGACUCACUGUGGCUGGAGAAAAGGCCAUUGAGGGCACGGGGACGAGGCUUAGGAGGCGGCAAAUGGAAACACAUCCAGGAAAUGAAGAAGAGCAGGAACAGGAGGCACCACAGAGAGAGGGAGGAAGAGAGGGGGAGAGGGAGGGUGGUGAGGGCAGCAGAACAGUGAGGCAUUAAGUAAAAAAAAUAAAUAAAUAAAUUCAGGAUUAGCUGUGUAUGUCCACCUGUUGGGUGAUGAAGUAGACAUGACACAGAACUGUAAAACUGCAAUGACAGAUCAGUCCAUGAGCAAGCAAAAUCUGAAUCAGGGUUAAUGGGGCAUGAGAGUUUAACGCUUAAAGAGUUCAAAUUGAAUAGACUAAUUUUCACAAGCAAUUUAAAGUAGUAUUAGUUUAAGAGUAUGUAACUAUGUAUGUACUGUAUGUAUCUUGUUCGGUGAAUUUCUCUGAAACUUCCAUCUUGAUUAGAGGAAAGUGCUUCAGAUGUUUUGGAUACAGCUAAAAUGAUCAUUUGUCCCGUGUGCAAGGAACAUGUUUCAGAGAAAAAAAUCAGAGACUACAUUUCUGAUAUGGGUAAAAUGGUUUUGUAUAGUCACCCACUGAAAUCUACUGCAGUUGUAGUGCUACUGUAAAUGAAGUGACUGGGUGAAAGAUUACAACAUGACCUUUAAGUACAGAUAGGUGAGUUAGAUUUUAAAAAUAUAAAUAGUAGAAGUAUAAAAAAAAGAAAAAAACAAAUGGAGUUUGCUCAUGGCGAUGACAAUGCAUUCAUGUUGAAUGACUGUAAAUAUUUGUAUGACAUGUACAGGAGAUACAGCAUGCUCAAUUUAGUCUUAUUACUGAUCUGUAUAACUAUAAUGAUAAUCAUGUAUUAUGUUUCAGUUGAAAAAAAUGGCAUAUUUUUGUACAAACAUUUAACAUAUGUACUGUAGGUUCAAUAGAUGUUUUCAUUAUUGCUGUUUUUAAUCAUUAUUUAAAUAAAUUUGUCUCAGAGGC